UACUCUAACCCUGGUUAAACGAGGGGCAGAGGGAAACAACGUUGUUAAGCGCUAGUGUAUUGAGAUAAGCAGCAGGACCAACGACGAGAGAACAGGACCAGCUCCAGUCCCUCUCUCGAUUCUAUCCUAGCCGUUGAGCCUUCUCAAUUUCUGGUUCAGUCAACGGCUUGACCUCUCUUGCAGAUCUCGCAAUCUCAUUCUGGUGUUAGGCUAUAUGGGACAUCAUGAUGGCUCCUUCAACGCAGUGAUGGUCUAGCUGGGUCUGUUGCUUCUGUAGCUCUUGUGUUUUGCACUGAGAAUUUUGGGGAAUAAUUCGGCUUUGUUGAUUAAUGAUUGUUUGGGAAUCACUGGUCUUUUUCACUCAGUUACUCUCGGUGGUUGAGUUUGGCAGGCCUUUGAGGGAGGGGAAGAAGGUCUCUUCUGCCACCAGCCCCUCUUUUGCCAGCUGUGAACACAUUUAGUCUUUUCUUCCUUUCAUGUCUCCUAACUUGGACAGCCCAGUUCAAACCCAGAUGGCAGUGUCAAUCUUCAAGAGCCCGCUCAGCAGGGAGUACCAUCGGAGUAAGAGAAUGGAAGGGAAACAACCUGCUGGUAGGAGACGGGUGUUUGUGCAAACUGAAACCGGCUGUGUCUUGGGUAUGGACUUGGAUCGUGGUGACAAUGCCCAUACUGUGAAGAGGAGGUUACAGCUUGCUUUUAAUGUCCCGACUGAGGAAAGCUCAUUGACAUUCGGGGAUAUGGUGUUGAAGAAUGACCUUAGUGCUGUUCGAAAUGAUUCCCCCCUUCUUCUAACACGGAAUUUUAUGCAUAGAAGCUCCUCAACCCCAUGUCUCUCACCUACUGGGAAGGAUAUCCAACAGCGAGAUCAAAGUGGCCCUAUUGAAAUAUUGGGCCACUCUAAUCAGUUUCCAAGGACUAAACAACUGGUCAAGGAUAUUGUUAAGGCAAUUAAGAUUGGGGUGGAUCCAAUCCCUGUUCACAGUGGGCUUGGAGGUGCCUAUUAUUUUAGAAACAGCAGAGGUGAGAGUGUUGCAAUUGUGAAGCCAACGGAUGAGGAACCUUUUGCCCCCAAUAACCCAAAAGGUUUUGUUGGUAAAGCUCUUGGGCAGCCAGGUUUGAAACGUACUGUUAGGGUUGGGGAGACGGGGUUCAGAGAAGUCGCUGCUUACCUGCUUGACUAUGAUCAUUUUGCCAAUGUGCCCCUCACUGCACUGGUGAAGAUCACACAUUCAAUCUUCAAUGUCAAUGAUGGAGUGAAUGGAAACAAGCCUCACCAGAAGGAGCAGGUUAGCAAGAUUGCAUCGUUCCAGCAGUUCAUUCCACAUGAUUUUGAUGCAAGUGAUCAUGGGACCUCAAGCUUCCCGGUUGCUGCUGUGCAUCGUAUAGGGAUAUUGGACAUUAGAAUUUUAAACACUGACAGGCAUGCAGGAAACCUUCUAGUUAGGAAACUUGAUGACAGUGCAGGGAGGUUUGCUCAGGUGGAUCUCAUUCCGAUUGAUCAUGGUCUUUGCCUACCAGAGAGUUUGGAGGACCCAUACUUUGAAUGGAUUCAUUGGCCUCAGGCUUCUAUUCCAUUUUCAGAGGACGAGCUUGAGUACAUAGAAAAUCUUGAUCCAAUUCGGGAUUCUGAGAUGCUGCGAAUGGAGCUCCCCAUGAUACGGGAGGCUUGUCUCCGUGUUUUGGUUCUCUGCACAAUUUUCCUCAAGGAAGCUGCUGCUUUUGGUCUGUGUCUUGCUGAGAUUGGUGAGAUGAUGAGUAGAGAGUUUCGUGGUGGAGAGGAGGAACCAAGUGAGCUUGAGUUUGUGUGCCUUGAGGCAAGGAGGCUGAUAGCUGAGAGAGAGGUGUUAUCCCCCAAGGCUGAAGGGGGAGAGGAGGAGUUUCAAUUUGAUAUAGAUUGCGAGGAAGACAGAUUCUACUUUACUCCGAAGAUGGGAGCUGAUGCAUUCAUGAACAGAGGACCAUUGCAUUUUGGAAUUGGAGGUGCAAAUUGUCGAUUUCAACUCUCUAAGCUGGAGGAAAGCAUUGAGGAGGAAGAGGAAAGUGAAAGAGAAGGAGAGCAAGAGGAUUUUGCAGGCAUUCCAACUCCUGCAGAGGUCCCAACCAUUUCAAAGCUUUCCAUGUCACUGAAGGACACCAGUCUAGGUGAGAAAAGCCAAAAAUAUCUGGAAGCAAAACCAGAAAGUAGUUACUUGGCAAAUACAUCAUCAGGGCACAGGAGUGCAAAUGAGCAGCUUCCAACAAGCAUGAGCUUUGUGAAGCUGGCAGACAUGAAUGAGGAGGAAUGGGUGCUGUUUUUAGAGAAGUUUCAGGAACUGCUGUACCCAGCAUUUGCCAAGCGGAAAUCCGUGACCCUCGGGCAGAGGCAGAGACAGAGGCUUGGUACUUCAUGCCAGUUUUGAUACUGAGUUACUACUAAUAUGUUGGUAUGAGCAAGGACUGUGGAUUGUGGAUGAAGUAUAAUCUUUGCAAGUUUGUUGGAAUGAGAGAGCUUGUAGGAUAGGUUUGGCUUAUGUUUUUUUUUUUUCCUCCUGGGAUGAUGGGCUGCUGUAGUUGGCAGCAACAGUAGGUUCAAAGAGGUGUAAAUAUUCUUGGAGGCAGCUAAACAAAAGCUGAGUAGAAUUUGUUAUAUUUCUUUUAUAAAUUUUUGCUUUGAUUUUUUUUUUUUUUUUUCUUUAUCUCACUUCUGAUGGACUUGUUGGAUAAAUAAUAUGUAGAAUGAAAUCAUGAGAGGAGAUGGUGUAAAUGUUAAAAACUUGUGUUGUUUAGACUUGUCUUCAAUUGAUUA
Vitis riparia (riverbank grape) is the source of this 2785-nucleotide messenger RNA. Its product is annotated as phosphatidylinositol 4-kinase gamma 5-like. The record is from RefSeq and is a predicted model, not a curated record. NCBI's taxonomy places the organism in Eukaryota, Viridiplantae, Streptophyta, Magnoliopsida, Vitales, Vitaceae. The coding region runs from base 477 to 2399 and encodes 640 amino acids. The transcript has 2 exons.